Carya illinoinensis is the source of this 2034-nucleotide messenger RNA. RefSeq names its product F-box/LRR-repeat protein At3g03360-like. Lineage: Eukaryota; Viridiplantae; Streptophyta; Magnoliopsida; Fagales; Juglandaceae. Bases 313 to 1902 code for a protein of 529 amino acids. The transcript is spliced from 4 exons. Gene Ontology annotation, molecular function: protein binding. The record is from RefSeq and is a predicted model, not a curated record.
AAUAUAGCACUAUUAAUAAGGAAAACGUGAAUGUAUCUCAAUGCUAAGUAAUCGGAUUCUGAUAUCAACAAGGAUUUCUACCGGAAAAAAUCCCACUAUUCAACAAGGAUUCUGAUGUCAUAGAAUUCUAUUGCAAAAGGAACUCUCUUUCUCACCCUAUAUAUAUAAGCUCUAGAAGUAUUAUUAGAAAGAAGCAAAUUUCUUUUGGGUUUUGCCACCAUUCCGAGAAUUUCACAAAACCGUGUACUGUUCCUGCUGCUGGUUCAUGGUCCUGUUCUCCAAGGGAAGCAAAUGUUGUUAUAAAUUAUCAUAAUGGAGCAGGAACUCGAUGAUAGAAUAUCCGCAUUGCCGGAACCUAUUCUGCAGCACAUUCUCUCAUUCAUUCCUUUUAAGCAAAUAGCUCAAUCUAGUAUAGUGUCCAAGACAUGGAACAUGGCCUGGACUUCAUUCCCAUUUCUGAAAUUUGACAGAGAAUUCUUUCAUGACACAGAGCCCAAGCAACAGAGAAUCAAUGAAUUAUAUAAUUUUAUUGAGAGAAUUGUACUCAACCGCCAUAGACAGGAGCUAUAUAUACAAAAGUUUGAACUUUACAUACCCUUACAAACCUUACAUCAGCAAGGACUCUUGGCUCUUGUGAACAGUUGCAUUGGCUAUGCGAUCGAGCUUAAUGUCAAAGAGUUGAACCUUUACACUGAAUCAGGGCAUUUUUCUCACUAUAGCUUGCACCAGAAUGUUCUAGUUUCAAAAUCCAUAACUGAGUUGUGUUUAUAUGGGUGCAACUUAAAGUUAAUUAACUCUGGAGAUAUCAACUUACCCAAUUUGAAAAAGCUGGUAUUUGACACAAUUCCUGUAAAUGAUCAAAUAAUCCAAAAUCUAGUUGAUGGUUGUCCUGUGGUGGAAGAUGUGAGAUUUUCAUCUUGUGAUGGUUUAGAAAGCAUUAAAUUAUCUGGGAUUUCUAAACUAAUGGCUCUUGAGCUAGGAUUUAAUCGUAAACUUAAGACUGUUGUGCUUCAAGCAUCAAGUCUUCAAUCUUUGAAAAUCAAGAGCAGUCUCAAGUAUCCUGAACCAUGGCGGAUCUUCAACAUGGUGACUUGUAAAAAUCUAAAGAAGUUACUGCUAUAUUCAACAAAUGCUGUAACAGAUAGGUGGUUGCAUAAACUUCUUUCUGAACUUCUACUGGUUGAAGAACUGUGCCUACUUCGUUGCUUCAUGUUGGAAAGGAUUAAGAUUUCAGGUCAUUGUAUGAAGAGCUUGUCUUUUUACAGCUGCCAGAAUCUUGUUGAAGUUGACAUUGACACUCCUAAUUUAGACAAUCUUUCCUAUAAUGGCCAGAUUAUAUCAUUCUCUUUGAAGGCUUUGAAAGUAUUGAAAGUUUGCCUCACUUUUGUUGGUUCAUUCCCUGAGACAGCCUCGCAUGAUAAAAUGAUCGAGUUCCUCAGAAAAUCAAGUGAUCCAAAAUCAUUGACAUUGGAUAUUAGCACUGCCGAGGAUGCAAUUAUUCCAAAAGAACUGAGGCAAACCCUACCUUCCCCAUCAUAUAAUGUCAAGCAACUGAAGCUGCAACUAAACGAGCCACCUAUUAUGUCAGGAAUGAACAAACUUGUGGAUGUAUUGCUUUGGAUUUCUCCUCAUCUUGAUGGUUUAAUUAUAGAGUGGGGGCUUGGUCCGGUAACAAGCUGCAUGGACAACAUAUCUUUCAAGUUCUCCUAUAAAAAGCCUAUAUAUAAAGUGGAGAAUACCAACUGUUGCAAACUUCUACCAUUUCCAUGUUGGCGGCAUUGCCUGAAGACUGUCCAGAUUGAAAGCUUAAGAGGAUCUGCAGAUAAAAAGAGUCUAAAGAAAUAUUUCUAUGAGAAUGCAGAAAACUUGAAGAGAUUUAAAUAUGUUGGUGGACCUCCAUAACCUAAAGGCUGAUACAUAAUUCCAUGAAAUAUUGUAGCAAAUUUUGCAUUGAAAUUAAAUUUUUGACUCCUUGAGAAACUCUUACAAGAGCAAUAACCAUAUGACAAUUAUUUUGCAGAAAUUAGAUAUUCU